Molecule: messenger RNA, 1836 nt
Organism: Nylanderia fulva
Lineage: Eukaryota; Metazoa; Arthropoda; Insecta; Hymenoptera; Formicidae
Gene: JMJD4
Product: jumonji domain containing 4
Biological process (GO): protein hydroxylation; positive regulation of translational termination
Cellular component (GO): nucleus; cytoplasm
Molecular function (GO): 2-oxoglutarate-dependent dioxygenase activity; sequence-specific DNA binding
Source: RefSeq, a predicted model, not a curated record
CUAUUUUAAUUUAAUAUUUAAUCAUUCAUGCCUGUAAUAACGCGAUUAAAUUAAUCAUUUCAUAUUACGUCAUCACAUGUCUGAAAGUUUGACAUUUUGAAUCAAUCUUCAUUGACCAAUCAAAACGCAAAGGGCGAAGAUUGACUUCGCUCUGAUUUGAUUGGUCAAUCAAACGAAUUUGUAUUUAAAAAUACUUGGUUACCAAUCUAGAUAACUUUAUUAAUUCGUGAUGUAAGACAGUUGUUUACAUUGCGGUGUCGCGUGAAGUAAGGUUACUCAUGAAAUCAUGACAGAUUCAACGAGUAGAAAACUCUUCAUCGACUCGCAAAUAUUUUAAUAUCACGUCCUCGACUGCGAAAAUGGACAUUUCUGUAUAACAUAAAUAAUAUUGCUCUUUUCUGACAUCCUUGCCUUGUCUCGGAUGAGAUGAUUGUACGAUGAAGACCGGAUCAUGUCGACGCUCAUCGAGAUCAAUAAUAAUAAUAAUAGUUUGUUCGACGAGGAGCCUCGCGUUCCCGAUACGAUCGAACGAAUCGAGGGAUCCACGGUGACAUAUAACGAUUUCUUCUCCAAGUAUCUGACAGGUAAUGAACCCUGUGUCAUUAAUUCCCGAGCAACAGAAAACUGGCCGUGCAGACGUGAGUGGGUGUCGAACGAUGCACCCAAUUUCGAGGUGCUUCGUGCAUUGUUUGGACAGACCGUGGUCCCGGUCGCCGAUUGCAAUAGGAAGUUUUACAACUCGCAAUUCAAGGAUGACAUGCCUAUGAAGAGCUACUUGGAUUAUUGGGUCGAUUAUAAGCAGAACAAUUAUUCGAAAUCGAUGCCGUUGCUGUACCUGAAAGACUGGCACUGCGUGAAAAGCUUCCCCGAUAUCCCCAUUUAUGAAGUGCCUCAGUAUUUUGUGUCCGAUUGGCUGAACGAAUAUUACAUUGCUCAUCCUGAAUUAAAUGAUGAUUAUAUGUUUAUUUAUAUGGGACCGAAAGAAACGUGGACUCCUUUACACGCGGAUGUUUUCACAUCAUACAGUUGGUCUGCAAAUAUAGUUGGGAGAAAGAGAUGGUUACUUUUUCCUCCACACGAGGAAGAUCAUUUUCGUGAUCUUUAUGGGCAAUUAGCAUACGAUGCAGUUUCAGCGGAUCUUAAUGACCAUACAAAAUACAAAAUGUAUGAUAGUAAAAAGUUAAAAUGUUUUGAUAUAACUCAAGAAGCAGGGGAGAUCAUAUUUGUGCCAUCUGGAUGGCAUCAUCAAGUUUGGAAUUUGGAAGAUACAAUUUCCAUUAAUCAUAAUUGGAUUAAUGGUUGUAAUAUAAGCAAUGUAUGGCAGGCGUUAAAAAUGGAAUUGAGAUCUGUUAUGAAAGAAGUUGAUGAUUGCAAGGAUAUGAAGAACUGGAAUAAACAUUGCCAAUUGAUGCUCAAAGCCUCCUAUGGCAUGGAUUAUAAACAGUUUCUCGAGUUUAUAUCAUUUAUUGCUAAGAAUCGUUUACAUGCUAUGUUGAAGAAAAAUCAAGUUGUCAGUUUUCGCAAAUAUCAUUUUGGAUAUAAUCACUGUUUGUUUGAUUUGCGAGCACUGAAAAACGUAUUGGAGGAUAUUAUCACAGACGCACAAGAUCUGUCUGUGUACAACUUGAUGUGUGAAAAUGAUGAAGCACGGCUGUUAUUGAAAACUGUUAAUUCGUUUCUCGAGUCAUCUUGUAACAUUGAAAAUGUAACUUCACCCAUGAUUGUGCAAAGCAAAGUUCAAUAAGUUCAAGUUAACAGAUGAAAUAAAUUCGUUAAUAGAAGCAAAUUGUGAUGUUUGUUUUCAUAAAUAUAGCACUUUUACUUGGUUGUCAUAUU